CACACUGAAUACAAGCUAGGCUAACGACAAAUGCGGUUACCGACAGAUUGGAUCACAUUCGUAAGCAGACCCAGUUUGUCGUGUUAUGAUGUGACAGAUUUGGUCAAUUUAAUUUUCAACUCUGCACCACCCCACAAAGUAGAAGAUUUCUUCUCUGUGAGCAGACCCAGUUAAUCGUGUUAUAAGACGACAGAUGCGGUCGAAAAAAUGUCCCACUUUGUCGUCCACCCAGUUUGGCCCUAUAACGUUUGUCGUCGACCCACUUUCCAGGUGACGUGGUGAGAGGUGAUAAAGUUGUUUUGUUAACCUUAAAAUGAUUAGUGAAUCGUGGUGUUUAUUUUCAUUAUUUUAUUUAUUAGUAACUGUAUGUUUUGUUUUUCGGACUAAAGAGUUUGUUUCUGCUGGAGUAACCGUUGAGAGUUUACUUGGUUCAUGGAUUACAAGUGAACAUGAAAAUUUUAUUCUCCAUCAUAUUCAACGGACUUCAUUAACGUUACUGGUUCAUUCACUUUUACCUUUAGUUUAUGUGAGUACGCUGCUAUUUUUGAUUGACGAUACUCCACCGUGGCUGUUCACAAGUACUUAUCUAGGUUUGACAUUUGCUGCUCUAUCCAUAAUUACACCUACAGUGGUGUUGACUUUGCUCUAUAGUUGGACAAAAGAUGGAUAUUCCAAUCAUCCAAUUGCUCGAAAGAUGUCAGUGUUUUGUGAUACUGUAACUUCCUGGAGAACUCUCUCCAGUGAUAUCAAUGCAGAAUUUAAAAGGGUUGACAAGAUAAAUUUACAGUGCAGUUCCAUUAAUAAAGUGAUAGCGACCGACAAUUGGAUUAUAAAAACUGGUCCCUACACACUAUGGCUGGCUCACCAGAGUGAUUCCGUUUUGAUAUUAGUGAGUGCUGAUACUCAUGACGUGUCAGUUAGCGGAACAGCUAAUAAUGGAACUGUGCAAUAUCUGAGUAUUGAAGUCAAAACAACUCGACGCAAUGCUGAAAACUUCUUUAUAAGAUGUAAUGCACUCGACUUCAAGGACCUGGAAGAAAAAAUUCGUCGGCCGAUUACCAUUUUACCAGAUGUGACAUUCCAUCGAUCUAGAACUGACCUUUUCUUGGAAGUUUUCAGAAACGCUGUUGCCCAAAAUAGAACUACUACUUCAUCACAGGAGCUGGAAAUGUGCAUUGGUUGUAUGAUUGUGCAGUCAAAUGUGAAAUUGGUGAAGCAUUGCGAAGACACGACUUCCACUGAUCGUUCCUGCACUACUUGCUAUUGCCGGCCACUUUGGUGCAUUGACUGCAUGGGCAAAUGGUGGGUAUCAAGACAAGAACAAGAUCAACCAGAAACAUGGCUGUCCUCGAAAUGUACGUGUCCAGUUUGUAGGAGUGUUUUCUGCAUGCAAGAUAUUUGUCCCGUUGUCUUCACGAACUCUUAAUGAAUUCAAAGCAGAUUUCAAACUGCUUUAGGCAUUAACUUGUGUAACUUAGCAAAAUAUGCAUAAAAAACUAUUUUUUAUUUUAGUGAAUGAUAUGUCAAGUGACGCCCGAUAAGAAAAUAGAAUGUACAAACACGUACAAUGAGUUUUUUGAAGAAAUUAUACGUUUAUUUAGGACAAAAUGAAUGUCUCUUAAGUGAUCGUACAAGUACACGAAUACGUAAGAAGACGGAAGUAUUUGUAUGAAUAUUUAUUGUACUAAUACAUUAUAAAAUAAUAAUGAUUAAUUUUUCUACUAAAAUUGUGCAAGUCACUAGCCUAGUUGUAUAUUUUAUAAUAAACAGUCUCACAAGUUGUACAGUCAUUGUUAGAAGAUGCAGUUGAAAAAAUAUUAAUUCACUUACGGUACGCUGGUAUCAAUCAAUCAUUUUAUUCAGUAAAAUGCAUUAAAAAAUUGGUCCCGCUAAACCUAAAAGAUUGUAUUAUAAUAUGUUAUUUAAUUCGAUUUUUCUGGCUUUAUCAAAUAAACGAUUCUAUGUAUUUUUCA
Messenger RNA from Nilaparvata lugens (brown planthopper), 1973 nucleotides. RefSeq names its product transmembrane protein 129. Gene Ontology annotation, molecular function: ubiquitin protein ligase activity. The record is from RefSeq and is a predicted model, not a curated record. Gene Ontology annotation, biological process: protein ubiquitination. Gene Ontology annotation, cellular component: membrane; endoplasmic reticulum. Bases 314 to 1426 code for a protein of 370 amino acids. NCBI's taxonomy places the organism in Eukaryota, Metazoa, Arthropoda, Insecta, Hemiptera, Delphacidae. The transcript is spliced from 6 exons.